Molecule: messenger RNA, 2042 nt
Organism: Corythoichthys intestinalis (scribbled pipefish)
Lineage: Eukaryota; Metazoa; Chordata; Actinopteri; Syngnathiformes; Syngnathidae
Product: cytochrome P450 2J5-like
Exons: 10
Coding region: 1-1530 (509 amino acids)
Biological process (GO): xenobiotic metabolic process
Cellular component (GO): intracellular membrane-bounded organelle; cytoplasm
Molecular function (GO): heme binding; iron ion binding; oxidoreductase activity, acting on paired donors, with incorporation or reduction of molecular oxygen, reduced flavin or flavoprotein as one donor, and incorporation of one atom of oxygen
Source: RefSeq, a predicted model, not a curated record
AUGAGCCAAAAAUUGAACUCAGGCAGCACUUACACAACAAUCAAGUGGACGGACAGCGUGUUCCUCAACAUGUUGGGGGUGAUACUUUUUGGUCUGACACUUUUCAUUCUUCUUUAUUGCGUGGGAAAAAAAGAACCUGCCCACUUCCCACCAGGACCCUUUGCCCUGCCUCUCUUCGGGAACGUCUUUAACAUUGCCGUAAAGCAGCCUCACUUGUAUCUGACUCAGUUAGCCGACACAUACGGGAAUGUCUACUGUCUCCGAGUGGGACAAGAGAAGACGGUGUUUGUGUGCGGAUGGAAGAUGGUGAAGGAAGUCCUCGUCACCCAGGCCGACACUUUCGCGGACAGGCCAUACCAAGCCUUGUAUGCAAGACUGUACAAUCAACACACAGGUGGGCUUUUGUGCAGCAACGGCAAGACGUGGAGGAGGCAGCGUCACUUCGCCAUGGGCACUCUUCGCACCUUUGGUCUGGCCAACGGAACUGUGGAGAAAAGCAUCUGCCAGGAGAGCCGACACCUACAUCAAGCCAUCACCCACCACAAAGGUCAAGCAUUUAAUCCCGCGACCGUCUUAAACAGCGCGGUGGCCAACAUAAUCUGCCAGGUCAUGUUUGGGAAAAGGUUCGACUAUAACGACCUCAACUUGCGUCAACUUCACACAAUGAUGACUGAGAUGGUCUAUCUUGAAGGUUCUGUGUGGGCCCUGAUCUACGAUGCCUUCCCAACGUUGAUGAAGCAUCUACCUGGCCCACAUAACAGAAUCUUCACCAACUUCCAAGCCUUGCAAGAGUUCAUCGGCACCCAGAUAAAGAGCCACCAAUUAGAUUUGGAUCCUGACAACCCACGAGAUUACAUUGAUACCUUCCUGCUGCAGAUCAAAGACAAAGAAAACCGUGAACUAGGUUUCACGGAAGAAAAUCUGGUUUUAUGCUGUCUGGAUCUAUUCAUCGCCGGGACAGAGACUUCUUCUAAAACACUGCAGUGGGGUCUGAUCUUCCUAGUCCAGAACCCUCACAUCCAGGACAAAGUCCAAGCAGAAAUCGAGCAUGUAAUCGGGCCUAACCGCUUCCCAGAGAUGGCCGACAGAGCCCGCAUGCCCUACACUAACGCCGUUAUCCAUGAGAUCCAGCGGAUGGCCAAUAUAGUUCCUCUCAACGGAACCCGAAUGGCCACCAGAGACACGAAACUGGGGGACUACGUCAUACCUAAGGGCAGUACCGUGUUGACCAUCUUGACCUCAGUCCUCUUCGACAAGAACGAAUGGGAAACUCCGCAUACCUUCAACCCCGGACACUUCCUGGAUGCAAAUGGCAAUUUUGUCAAAAGGAAUGCUUUCUUACCUUUUUCCGCAGGAAAACGUACAUGUCUGGGCGAAAGCCUGGCCAGAAUGGAGCUGUUUUUGUUCCUCGUUGGCAUGUUGCAGAAGUUCACCUUCUAUGCUGUGGAAGGAGUCCCGCUGAGAUCCGAGGGAACGGUCGGACUGACGCGUUCGCCGUACCCCUUCGAGAUCCGUGCCGAGGCACGUUAAGGGGUCCAAAGCAUGCACUUGUACUGUUGUUACUCACUAAAUUUAUUUUGUAUUCCAACAUUCAUAUUCUUUGGAUUAUUAGCUCCUUAGCUGCCAAUGACAGUGAUAGUCGUCUCAUCCAUUUUACCUUCCCCCAGUCAAACCGGAUUGGACGUCUAUCACCGUCAAUGGUGGUGAACGAGUCAAAAUUGGAUGUGAAGUGACUUGUGGUGUAUUUAGUACCCUUGCGUGCUUGAAAAUUCUAUUUGGUUGCAGGUGUUUCAUAUUUUUAACGUGUAAAAAGUAGGGCUGGGCAAUAAUUACACAUUUGAAUCAUAAUGUAUCACAUGUCAUUAACUACGAUUAAUCGCAUUGUCAUACACACAAUCCGAUAAUGAAUUCAAAAGUAGUAAUUAGCACACUAUUAUAAAAGUCAAUAGAAAUAUGUAUUUUUAAUUUUAAAAACACAUAUUUUAAAGCAACUCUAGGUAACUUUUCAGUUUUCGUCAUUUUUAGUGACACCGGUGGACAAA